Molecule: messenger RNA, 5883 nt
Organism: Paramuricea clavata
Lineage: Eukaryota; Metazoa; Cnidaria; Anthozoa; Malacalcyonacea; Plexauridae
Source: the annotation of a GenBank genome assembly
CUGAUCUUACUCUGAUCGAUUUGGGCUUAGCCCCCAAAUUCUCAGAUUUAUGGGGGCUGUAACCGCCUACUGCGCCGCCUUUGUCUAUGGAGGUGCAGUCCAUUGUACUGCGCGUCUGCUAGUAGAUUCUACUGUACUCAAUUUUAGUUAUGUUUAUUUUUCCUAGCGUCUUUUGUACUGUCAGAACAAGGAAUUUACGUAUCCCGCCUCAAUGGUAAUGACAGGAAAACAUGUGGAAAAAUAAAUUCUCCGUGUCGUACGAUAUCUUAUGGCAUACAACAAGUGUCAACUGGCUCAUAUAUCUACCUGGGUGGGUCAGCUACAUCCAAAAAUCCUUACACCUGCGAAGCUCUAGACCCAGGAAAUCCGGGAAUUCGUCUUACUAAGAGCGUAUCAUUCGUCAGUAUAAGAUCGCGUGCUUAUAUCUCGUGUCUCCAUAGCAACCCGUGGUUGGUCGACGGAACUAAAUUCAAAGACGGUGUACGAAUUGGCUUUUCCGGUCUGACUUUUCCGAAUACGUCUCUACGCCUUUUCGAUGCUUUGGUGGCAGUCAAUGAUACUGUAUUUGCGGAAACAAAACCUGUAAGCUUAGAUAUUGAAGUGUUAAAUCUGCCUCGGUUCGAUUUAUCGCUGAACAAUGUUGUUUUCCAACAAAAUGCAGCGUGCAUGACAAUAAAGCCUAGUAAGAGCAGCACGAUUUUUGUUAACAUAACGAAUACGCUUUUCUAUCAAAAUGGUAAUUUCUCUUCGAACACACCGUCUAUUCUUUCAUUAAAUUCCACACAAAAUUUAAUCAACAUUCAACUAAGGAACUGCAGUUUUGAGCAGAACACUUUUAAGAAAUAUGGAAUGAUUGUAGUUGUAAACCAAGUAGGAACAACAAACGUUUUACUAAAUCAAUUUAGAAUGGAAGAAAAUAGCCAUACGAGUCCAAGUAUUGAAGAAUAUGAUGGCUUAUUUCGUCUCCUAUCUGCUUGGGUAUUUAUAAGAUUGGAGUACGGGUUUGUUUAUAAAACAUCUUCUACUUUUCUAACUGUGACCGGGUACUCAGCGCAAAUCAACAUCUCAAACAUUCAGGUGGACGGAUUCUAUUCAGUCACUCGUGGAGGUGGCGUAAUUGACGUAAAUCAAAGUGAUUCAUGUUACUUAUCAAUCAAGGAUUCUUCUUUUCUUAAUGGAAACAACAAUGGUACCGGCGGUGUCGUUUCAAUUGUUGUGCCAAAUUUGGUGCUAACCAUUCAAAACUCGACCGUUCAGAAUAUUUCCAGUUCCAAUUCAGGUGGCGCAGUUUUUAUUCGAUCACUACGGAACGCAUAUUUACAAUCGUGGAAUCGUAGCAAACAUUUUUUCGUUGAUCUACGCAUAAUCAGUUCUUCGUUUUCAUAUAGCGUGUCAAGGUGGAGCGGUGGCGCAAUAUGCGUAUUCGCUGAACACUUAUUGGUAACUGUCCGUGAUAGUUCAUUUCUACGAAAUAGUGCUAGAUAUUAUGGCGGCGCGCUGUUGAUCCUUACGAAUAAUGCUGCUACAGUCAGCUUUUACGAUGAUUAUUUCCUAGAAAACAGUGCGUUUGGAGGAAUUAUUCAUGCAAUAGCCCGUCGCAGAGAGUCUAGAUUAAAUCUUUAUAUCACUAACGUUGUGUUUGUUCAGAACAAACUUCACGCAACUCUGCCAAAUGCUUACGGUGUUGUAUUUCUUCGGGCUCGAAAUACAAUAGUCAAUGCCAGAUUUAAAAAUACUCAUUUCAUUGAGAACUUGGCGAAGGAUAGUAGCUGCAUUUGCCUUUCACUUAGUCAAUCCACGUUAAAUUUUGUAACUCUAAAUACCUGUAUAUUUCGAGAAAAUGAUGGCUUAAUUGGAACAGUAAAUGUAGAAGGACGCACUGCACUAACGUGCAAACAUUCAAUCUUCGAUUCAAAUAGUAUUGCAACUGGUACUUGCGGGAAAGCGAUAAUGGUCCUCAGUAUAAUUAAUUCAAUGAUUUUCUUAAAGAACACGACGUUUGUGAACAAUUUGUGUGCAGCACUUGUGGUGGAGUUCAGUGGAACUUCAAGUCUAAGAAUAUUCGAUUCUGCAUUUGUCCGAAACAAGUAUAUGAGAGGUACUCCUGGAGCUCUGGGAAUAAAUUCUAACGACCAAACGUCAACGAUUAAAGCUUCUAUUAAAAGGGUAUUAUUCCAAGAAAAUGUAGCGUCAAUGGGAAGUGUUUUGUUAUUGAAUGACGGCGAAGUGACAUUAACGAAGUGUACGUUUUUCAAUAAUUUUGCACUUUUUCAAGGCGGUCAGAUUCUUAGCUCUGGGCGUGGGUCACUCAAACUGUUUAUACGCAAUUCGGUGUUUAAACAAACAAUUCAAAAAGUGUUAAUUAAUAAUACAAAGGGAUUCAUGGUCACUUCGUUCCUAAGGUUAUACAACUCUUGUACGCUAUCUAUUUACAACACAACAAUCACCUUGGACACAAAAUCGGACGAACCACCCAUUGUGGUAUCCAAAGGUAUAAUAUCAUUUGACAACGCCUCGAUUAGUACUUGCCCAGUUGGUCAUGAUAUUGAAAAGGCAAGUUUUCGUUACCCCGACAGUUAUUUGCAAAUUGAAUCUUUUACUUUGUCCUGUAAGGCCUGUGACUACAAUUUCUACUCUCUGCAAAGAGGAAUAGCAAGAGGACUAAAAAUAGACGAUAGUUUCGAAUGCACAACAUGUCCGCGUGGAGCGGACUGUGUUCCUGCCGUCAGGUCAAAGUCCAACUUUUGGGGAUACCAAAUUAGUCCGGCUCCUCCUAAACUAGCCUUUACAAUUUGUCCGUUCGGUUACUGCAAGUCACCGCCAGCUAACAGUAGUAAAUACAAUGAUUGCCAAGGAAAACGUACAGGAGUUAUGUGUGGAGAGUGUUCUCAAGGCUAUACAGAAGCGCUGUGGUCAACGUACUGUACACCAGUCAAAGACUGCCACGAUCAUUGGUUUUGGAUUCUGUUUCUAUUACUUGUCUUUUCUAUGGCUGUUCUUCUUGUUUUCAAUCCUCCGUUCGUAACGUAUUCUUUAAAACAGAUAUUUUGGUUUAAACGGUUUGCAGGCAGUCGUACAGCUAACAUUCAAGCCAAUCAUGACAUAAUUCGCUCCCUGUCAGUGGACGAAGAGACCGGACAGGAAAACAUACCGUUGUCUUCACCAGAACAACUCAAACAAGACAAAAGACAAUUUUCCCGGUUUGAGGAGAUUAUCUUCUACUUCUAUCAAAUAGCACAAUUGCUUCUUUCCUCGACUUCUCUAACAGAAUUUUUCGACUCCCAAUUCCUUGCACCUGUUCUGGGCUUCUUCAAUUUCCAACCAAGUUUUAAAAAACAAGGUUUUCUGUGUCCUUUUCCAGGUCUCACUCCAGAGACAAAGCUGGGUUUUAAAGUUGCUCCUGUCUUUGGAACUUUAGUUGCUAUUUUCUUUAUCUAUGCCUUGCAUUUCUUCUUCAGUCGUAUGAGAGGCGCUCUUCGUCCUGCUAUUUCUCCAUAUCUCCAAGCCAGUAUUAAAACUGUAUUCCUCGGCUACGUAACCUUGGCUACGGUCAGUAUUUCGCUCAUUCGCUGUGUUUUUGUUGCACGUGAAGCUCGAUGGUUCUACAAUGGAAAUGUCUUAUGCUACCAAUGGUGGCAAUAUGCAGCAUAUAUUUUUAAUGCUAUCUUUGUGGUUCCUUUCAUAUUUGUGCUUGCUUGGAUUUCGUUCAAACUUCACCAUGAUAAAAUAACAAUUCAACAGUUUCUUCUAGCCGUUAUCUGUCCCCUUCCAUUCUUGCUGCUAUGGAUUUUCCGCCUUGUUUGUCCAUCUCCAGUAGCGAAUGUAGAAGAUAACCAAAAUUUAAACGAAUUAAAAGAGAUGCUCUUGGCUUCUUACAGAGAUCCGAAAGAUGCAAGCAAACGAGUGGUUUUAUAUUGGCAGAGUGUCUUGAUUGCUCGUCGAUUUAUUUUGGUUUUAAUCUUCUGUGUCGUAACUGAACCAUCUAUCAGAUUGUUCUGCAUGACACUUGCUUGUGUUUCCGUGCUUUGCUGUCAUCUCCAGGUUAAACCAUUUCAAAAUUCGUUAGCAAACAAUUUGGAGUCUCUUUCUUUGUUGUUUUUGGUCAUUUUAGGCUUGAUCAACCAGUUUAAGUCUGUUUUCGUUGGUUCAGAACAAAAUAUCAAGGGUUCUUUAUUAACAGUUUUGAACGUUUUCCAAUGGCUAGAGAUUGUUAUGUUAGGACUAUUUCCAGCAAUUGUUUUGCUUCUUGUAUGCUUUGCAAUAAUUUCUGUUUUUGUUCGUGUUUUCUUCAUGUGCUUCAGGUCGAUUUUUAAAUGUUUGUUUAGACCUUGCGCCCAGAGACGGUCGUCAUGUGAUUCGAUCCGAUCCUCCCGUUUGUUAGACGUUUGUGAGAAUAUCGACGAUGAAUAUAUUUGUGAGAACUUCAUCAACUGAACUGAAAUGUGAGUUACAAGAGUAAGAUAAUAAAAAUUAUUAAUCCAGUGUACUUUUGGCAAAAAAAUUAGAUUAGAAUACCACAAUUAACUCAAGAAUUUUGACAUUUUUGGGCCACUUUUUGAGUUUUUGAAAAAGUCACAAAAAAUAGAGAACAUGAAGUGGGAUAGCCUUUACAUUGUGUUAAAAAAAAGUUAUGGGUUAGGCUUAUCUUUUGGUCGUUUUUGACACCUUACUUCGAAAACGUCGAACAUCGGCCAAAAUUUAAGGUGUCAACCUUUUUAUACUAUCACCGAAUAAGCAAUCGAUUUUGGCCAGUUUUAAUAAAAGAACGACAAAAGUGGGCAAAAUCUAGAAAAAGUAAAGACUAACACCUUGAAAUGUUAUUGAUUAUUACAGGUAAAGUUGGAUGGAUGCUCUAUAAUUCAGUUAAAGACAUGAUUUCAACAGGAAAGCUGAUGGCAAGAGAUAGUUUCCGAAAUGAAAGUUACUCAUUUUAGAAUGAUUACAUUCUCCGCUUCGAUUUCAAGCUAUUGUAUCGUGUGCACUGAAGCAAAUUUUGGAAGCGUCGAUUGUGUCUAAGAGAUAACAAAUAAUAAGGAAGGACAUUCAUUGUCAAUUUAUGUACUCCUACAUUUUACAUCUUAGUUAUUUAGCGUAUAAGUCGUUUAAGAACGAAAUGCUGCACCAAGAUAAGUGUAUCAUUGUAUUUAAGUAUAGGUAAUCAUGCGAUGGCGAGUAGAAUUAGGGAUUAAUAAUACGAGUGAUGUUUGGUGUUUAUUAUAAGGAUGACAAAAUUGGAUAAUUCUCAAUGUCAACAUCAUAUUCUCUCACCAAAGCCCAGUCCUGCCUGACUUUGAACCAAAAUUUGGUGUUUUUGUUCGUAUUUUCAUUAAGUUAUUUUGCUUUAAAUUCCUCUAGGGCAAUUUCAUUUGUUUUUAAAUACUUUUCCGCCAUUUUGUUUGUUUUGGGAAACUCAUUAAUUGUACUGAAGUACAAUUAAUGAAAUAAUUGUACUCCUCUCAACCAAUCAGCGUCCAGUAAUUUUGUCAUGCUAAUAAUAAGUCUACGUAUAAAGCACUGAUAAUAUUCAUUGUAACUGCAUGCAACCAAUAAUUGUAUAACAUAUACAUGGAUUAUCAUCACCUGAUCACUGAACAGGUUAAAUUUCUAUGUAAGAAAUGUAUGUAUCCAUAUAGGCGUAUGGCGUGGAAAACUUGGGGGCGGGGGAGGGGGCAGAAAGAAAUUUUCCCGACUUUUGUAAAAAAAUAUUUUCCUGCUAAGUAGACGGCUGAGAGACGGGGAGAGGGAGGUGGUUGGAUAUAUUUUUGAGGGUCUUAAAAUUUUUCGAAAUCAUACAUAUUUCUUGCAUAUUCGACUAUGCCCCGCCUCGUACGCUAAUGUAUAUGUAUAUGUCAGAGAUAUUAAUGUCAUUUUAAAAUACAGAUU